CUUCCUUCUUCAGUCCAAGUGCGGGAGCCUGAGUGACCAUGGAGUGUGUCUGCUGUCAUGUAGUUCAGCGUUAAUACGGCGUGAAAAGCUGUCGCGGGGGACUUUUUCGGUGGACACGAGGAGUCUCGGAGGAGCCAUGGCUGCCAGGGAGGAAGGAGAGGUCCUGCACGGCAAAACAAGGCACCACGACGGAGCUGGAAGUGUAAACAGCUCCGAGGGCUUCAGGAACGGUUAUGUGAAGAGCUGCGUCACCCCCCUGAAACAGGACCAUCAGAGGGGCUUUUUGUUCAACCUGUGCAGCUUCUGCAACCAAGACAUCCUCAAUUCCAAACUGUUCAAGGUCUCUGCCUUGUACGUGUGCGCCUUUCUAGUUUUCGCGGUCUCUUUCCUCAUUUCCAGGAGCUUGCAAAGUGACUCGCAGUGGGAUUUGCGGACUUUGUUGUCGGGCUUCUCCCAGUCCAUCAGCCCCCUGUUCAGCAUAGGAUGUGCUUUCUUCUUUCUGACCUUUUACCUCCGGAGGAAGAAGAAGGAGAGCGGCAAAUGCUGGCUGCUGUCACUGCCAGCGUCGUGUUACCUCGGGGAUUUUUUGGUGUUGCGGUUUCUGCAAUGGGGAGAGGAGCAGCAGCAGAUGCAAAUGGUGGGCAGGUUGUUAUUCGUGCUGGGCUGCGUGGGUCUGCUCACCCUGGUGCCCACUCUCAAACUCAAACACAGCGUCCUCAUCCUGCUCUUCGCCAGCCUGGUGUGGCUGGUCUCUUUCACAAGUUUGAGCGGACUACCAGCGCUGCUCCGGCCGCUGCUCGCCUGCUCCGCUGGGCUGUCGGGCGCCUUGCUGGGGCUCUGCUUCGACCGCUGCUACCCGACGAGGGAAGCGCCUGGAGUCAUCGCGAACGCGGAGGAAAAGGUCCCAGUGAUCCGACCCAGGAGACGCUCUAGUUGUGUCUCUCUUGGGGAAACGUCGACCAGUUAUUACGGCAGUUGCAAAAUGCCUCGCAGACCUUCACUGCCGUGUAUUUCUAGAGAACAGAUGAUCCUGUGGGACUGGGAUCUGAAGCACUGGUACAAACCUCAGUAUCAGGGAGCAUCGAGUGGCAACGGUGUGGACCUCUCUGUGAUCAACGAGGCCAGAAACCUGGUGUCUGAACUCCUGAUGGACUCCUCCCUGUCCCCACAAACCAUCUCAUCCCUGCGCAGUGUUUCCAGCCUGAUGGGAACAUUCUCAGGCUCGUGUCGGCCCAGAGUUAACCCCUUCACCCCCUUCCCAGGAUUCUAUCCCUGUGACGAGGUGGAAGACUCUGUGGAGCGGAACGACCGGAAAACUCUGAAGGGACUAAGCAGCAGAAACAGUCUGCCCACCCCUCAGCCCAGGCGGAGCUCAACAUCAUCAUCUGUUCUGCCUUCUCUUGACUUCCCCACUUCCCGGUGGGAACGCAACAAUGGCAAAAGAGCCCUUCCUGACCAUAACCUGACCAGCUCAGCUCUGUCCAAUGGGCCAAAUCCGAACCUGCUCACCAUUCCGAAGCAGAGGUCCUCCUCGGUCACUCUCACAUACCAUGCAGGGUCGAGAAGAGCAGGUGCUUCUCCGGCCCUGAGUCCCCUCACGUCGCCGAGCCACAGCCCUCCAGCGGUCUCCUCCCUCAUCAACAGAUCCCCUGUGGAAUUUCCAGACACGGCCGACUUCCUGACCAAACCCAGCGUCAGUCUGAACCUGCACAAACCUUUAAGCUACGCUCUCAGCUCGCCCGAUUUCCAGCAGGCCUUUCGAGGCAACACAUUCCCUCUUUGCACCAGCUGUGGUCGACAGAUGCUGAAGGGUGGUCUGGGCAGUGAAUCAGGGGAAAGCCACCAAUCAUCCAACAGCGAACCUCAGCGAAGGCGCUCAGGAGGUGAGGGGUCCGACUUCGCAGGAGAGUCUCUCAUCAGGGAAGAAAGCGUUGAGGCUGACUUGUCUUCAGAAUCAGACGCAGCAGGGAACCAGAGCCAAACGGAGGAGGAGAAAAGCCCAAGCACACACCAGCAGACUCAGGAAUCCGAGGAUGAUGAGGAGUUCAGACUUGAUCCCAUGCUGGAGGACCAUGACGCCCUCAUGGAAAGGAUGAACACCUGGAAUUUCCAGAUCUUCGACCUGGUGGACAGAACCGGGGGAAAGAGCGGAAGAAUUCUCAGCUAUGUGACUUACACCCUUUUCCAGGAUACGUGUCUGUUUGAAAUUUUCAAGAUCCCUGUGCGGGAGUUCAUGUCAUACUUCUGUGCUCUGGAAAAUGGCUACAGGGACAUUCCCUAUCACAAUCGUGUACAUGCUACUGAUGUGCUGCACGCUGUCUGGUACCUGACCACUCGGCCCAUCCCGGGGUUUCAGCAGAUCCACAACGAGCAUGUGACCGGAAGCGACACAGAUUCUGACAGCGGGAUUUCUCCAGGCCGGAUAUCGUACGCAUCCUCCAAAAGCUCUUCAUUUUCGGACGACAGCUACGGCUGUCUGGCCUGGAACAUUCCUGCACUGGAGCUGAUGGCCCUUUAUGUAGCAGCAGCCAUGCACGACUACGACCACCCGGGUCGAACAAAUGCCUUUCUAGUAGCCACUAACGCACCUCAGGCGGUGUUAUACAACGACCGUUCGGUGCUGGAGAACCACCACGCCGCGUCCGCCUGGAACCUCUACCUCUCCAGGCCUGAGUUCAACUUCCUCUGCAACCUGGAUCACGUGGAGUUCAAGCGAUUCCGCUUCCUGGUCAUUGAGGCGAUUCUGGCGACGGACCUCAAAAAGCACUUCGAUUUCCUGGCUGAGUUUAACGCCAAGGUUAAUGAUGUAAACAGUCCAGGGAUCGACUGGACCAACGAAAAUGACAGACUGCUGGUGUGUCAAGUUUGCAUCAAGCUAGCGGACAUCAAUGGACCUGCCAAAGUCCGUGACCUGCAUCUGAAGUGGACGGAAGGGAUCGUCAAUGAGUUUUAUGAGCAGGGCGAUGAAGAAUCUCGUCUGGGAUUACCCAUCAGCCCCUUCAUGGACCGGUCCUCCCCGCAGCUGGCCAAACUGCAGGAGUCCUUCAUCACACACAUUGUUGGGCCGCUGUGUAAUUCCUACGACGCUGCAGGUUUACUCCCCGGCCACUGGAUCAAUGAACACGAGGUGGAUGAAGAAGAAGAAGGGCAGGGGGACACCGACUCCGAUGAGGAUGACGAAGAUGACGACGACGAGGAACUAGAGGAGGAGCUUACGCCAAAAACAAGAAAGAGUGGGCGUCGGCUGUUCUGCAGCAUCAUGCAGCACCUGACGGAGAACCACAAAAUUUGGAAGAAGACCAUUGAGGAAGAGGAGAAGAGCAAAGACGCGGGUAAACAGCAGCAGUCCGACAGUCUGCCCAGCAGCCUGCCGACCUCCCCGUCCGAUGACAUCCAGGUCAUCCAGGAGGAGGAAGAGGGAGAAGAGCGUCAGUAGCAGGAGGGACCAAAGGAGCGGUAAUGGGUGGAGGAGACCAAGAGAGACAGUCUUCUGACACUUGUUCCUCAACAACCUGCCUUUUCACACACAUGCAUAUAUGCUGUCUUUCUCGCUCAGAUAUAGAACAAGUCACUGUGCAGACACUCAGAUCUUUUCAUUGUUUUUGGAGAAACAAAAAAGGCCUUACUACUGUGAGUGGAUCUCUGCGGCGACAGUGGGAGCCCUACUCCUCCUAUGCACUUUCACACCACGGGAAGUCCAGUGCAGCCAAAUAAGCGACCACCUGGCUGUGAGCUGCCUCCAAUGCUCAAACCUCCAUUAGGUACAAAUCGAUCUAUUUAAGAAUGAAAAGUUAGAGGAAUAAUAAUGAAGCAAGUGACAGUAUGAAGUGAUUGACACUCAUAACCAAAGUGAACAAUACAGACGUGGAUGAAUGAGACUUUUUAGAAUCAUAUAUAUAUAUAUAUAUGUAUCUAUAUCUAUACAUGUAUAUAUAGAUAUAUAUAUAUAUAGAAGAAAACGUGCCUGUCUGAAGUCCACGUUGACCUGGAGUUGGGGCUUGUGUACUUUCCUCUCUUUGCUGGCGACACGAAACACUGUAUCAGACUCAGUCACAGAGACAUUAUUGAAAUGUUGACUGAUCAAUAGCAUUAUAUCUGCAUUAUUUUGGAUGCUAUUAUUCAUGUGUACCACCUGUUUUUUCCCCCUUUACCUCUUUGUACUUUGUUGUGUUUGAGUGUGUGAAUUUAUUUUGGGGGUGAAUGCGAGGAUGGCAGAGAGCACAUUUUCAGAUAUUUCAGUCAGUCACUCGUGUUUGGUGUGUCUCGUCCAUCUGAGUUUCUCAUCUGUCACAAGUCCUCUGAUGUUUGAACAUGCCGCUUUCAUAUCAGGAGAGCUUUGUAAAACAAACAAGACGAUUAAUGAAAUUCUUUGCUUUGGUUUUUUGGAGUCCAAGUAUUUUUUUAAAGGUUACUCAGGAUUCACACAGAGUUUGAAGAGUUAGUUUGAGAUCAUUUAAUGCAAUAGUAUGAAAUCCACUUUCACUAUCAGACAUCUGGACGGCUUCAGGCAGCAGGCUCUGGCGCCUGUUUUUAAUACAUCACCAGUGAACAGGAUCUUGGAUGUUGACACUGAUGAAAUGAUUCUUAUUUAUUUGACGCGGACUUGAUCCCAGUAACUGGUACUUAGCCAUCAUCACAUAUCUCCUUUUAAAUCUGAGGUUCACUUCAUGAGCGGAAAUGUAAUUUCUGCGCCUGAAACGAUCUGCACACACAGGUGGGGGAAUCGGGGCGACAAGAGAAGGAAAGGGUUCCUCUUGACUGCUCGUGACAGUCGAACAAAACAACUCUACUCCCCAUCGCUGGCACCAAAUUCUGAAUAAACACAAGGCAUUCCAUGUGGCGUGGCUUAAACUCUGUAAUCUGUAUUUAUUCAAGGCAUAUAGUAACCGACAAUUGCAUCCCUGCCUUCAUUUGUAUGACUGGUGAAGGAAGGCAACUGUUACAAAAAAGAAGCUUGAGGUUUCGUCUGAUUUUACAUUUUCAUAGUCAUUGAUACUCCGACACGACUCUUGCCUCUCUGCGAGGAUGUUCAGGGUCUGAAUCCAGCUCUGGACCUUUCUAGAGAAAGUGAAUUCUGCAACAUAUUGAGUGGGAUUUUAGUUUCCUCCCACGGUCCAAAGACAUAUUGAAGUGGACUCGUGCUGUAGUUCAGUCUGUGAUGGACUGUUGACUUGUUCAGGGGCUCGCCCUCCUCGUGCCCUAUCAAAGGGGCCAGUGAGGAGACUUGAGUUUUCAUUCUAAUGUUUCCCUUUCCAGAAUGCAUCAGACCCUUCUACCCCACUCGCCUGAACCUCAUACUUAGUGCUAAAAAAUUCUGAAUUCUAGGAAGCAAAGUUUGCAAGUUUCCCUCUUCAAAAUUGGGCACCAGUCUGAACAGAAACAAGCUCCAGUUAUGAAGUAUUUUCAUCUGUCCGAUAAUCGGCCAGCGCUAGCAUUUCCUUUCUAAUAAUAGAUCAUAGAAGCAACAGAUACAUGUUAUUGUCACGAAAACUCUUGGCAUUCCACAGAAAUGAACAAAACAGUGUUUUUGUAGAGCUUCUAAAUGGCCUUAAUAAGUGGGUAAAGUCACAACCUUCAGUCAAAAAUACAGGUGUGCUCAUUUUAAUACCAAACAAGUGUUCAGCCGCUGUACAAAAGAGUAUGUGCAUAAAGUAUAUAUCUAUAUUUUUUGAGAUAAUCAAAUGAACGCCUCUGUUUUCUACACACAGCUGACAUGUUGUACGUUGAGAUCCUGUCAUAACCCAUGUGUUUUCAGGCUGUGAAACCGUUUGAAAUUGAUAUACUUUGAUUUGCUUUCUGCUGUUGUCCCUCUUUCUGUUUCAUAACCACUCUUGUGUUUCUCCACACUCACUGCUGUCUUAGUCAAACCUAUAUAGUGCCAAACGUCCCCCGCAUGCAGUAGUAGUUAGACGUCACCUGAAGGAUGGAGAUCUCCGCAGGUCUACUAGGUUGGUGUCUCGAAAUCUUAAACCUCACGUUUUUUUCACACGAUCCUUUGGAUGAUACAGCAUCUGCAGUCCAAGUGUUCAGACCACGGUUUCCUCCUCCGACUGCUCCACAAAUGCAACUAUGGAUGAUUGUUACUUUUAUGUAGCAUCUGCAUACACGUUUGUUUAAUGUAAAAACAUGUUUUUCUCUACAUGGUUGGGACAACUGAUUUUUUUGUUGUUAUUUAUCGCUGUCAUAAAACACCAUCCUGAAAGAACCCGCUGUGUGUUUUCUGUGUUAAAAGCAAGUGGUUUUAGUUUUUGACUUGAAUUACUUCCUGCUAAAAUUGUUUUUUUGUUACAUUCCGUUCAUAAUUUUAGACUUGAUUCUCACUGGAAAACACUGAAGCGGCCAAAAUGCGGACGGAGAACAGCAGUUGGAGAACUGGGUGGAGUGUCCU
This is a messenger RNA of Synchiropus splendidus (mandarinfish), 6388 nucleotides long. It is a transcript of the gene pde3b, whose product is annotated as phosphodiesterase 3B. Lineage: Eukaryota; Metazoa; Chordata; Actinopteri; Syngnathiformes; Callionymidae. Gene Ontology annotation, cellular component: membrane. The coding region runs from base 137 to 3436 and encodes 1099 amino acids. Gene Ontology annotation, molecular function: 3',5'-cyclic-AMP phosphodiesterase activity; protein kinase B binding. Gene Ontology annotation, biological process: signal transduction. The transcript is spliced from 16 exons. The record is from RefSeq and is a predicted model, not a curated record.